GAAUGGCUAUGGCGGUUUCGUCCUCAACAUCUCCGAGGCGAUCGGACGCGACCAUGGUUCGAACCAAAGUGCGAUGCAAGAUGACAAUCCUGCUACUACCGGUAACGGCGAUCAUGCUGUUGAUGGUCCAGCCAAGCCUCGCGAGCGAUCGGCGCGUGGCGGCGGAGCGGGGAACAGCUGCAAGACGACUUCAGAUCUCGACGAGUCCAGCUCCAAGCGCAGCCAUCGAUUCCAAGCCUCCACCGUGGCGUAGUAGCGGAGAGGAAGGCAGGCAAACGGCGGGGACUCUGACGCUGGUUAAUGACUCGUCGACGGGCUCCUUGUUCAAGACGAAUGAGGUGGUGGUAAGCUACUCAUCUCCAUCUCCAGCAGAUUAUCAUCCCCUUGACCUUGCAGGGUGCGAGAGUAGGGUUCGUAACAUGGUCUUUGUACCCAACGUCACGGUCUUCUACUUCAGCCUCCAGAUCGUUUGCGCGGACUCGUACCGUGACACGGUCAUCGCUAGAGCCGAUCUCCUGCCAUUAAAGAGGCGCAAGAAGACACUUGUGGACGCUGAGACCAUAGCCGUAUUCCCGCCAAACGGGAGUGCCCCAGGUCCGAUCCCCAUGAAUAGCAGUCCCGCGGAGACGCCGCCCCCAUCCUCAUCCUACACAUCCGCUCCUGGGACAGGCUUGGGAUCGCAUGCCCUCUCAUCAUCAUAUUACCCUCCCGCUUACGCUUCCUUGGCGCCGGCCUCGGCAACACGCUCGGCAGCAGCAGAAGCAGACGCCUCAGCCGCAGCAGAGGCACGGUUCUCGGAAGCAGCGGCAGCGUACAGCUCGGCUGCACAACAAUCAGAGACCUGGGGCUGGGACGAAGAAUAUGGCUCGCCCGAACUAGACGCAGAGCCCUCGGGCGCAGACGAAUCAUAUUCGUUGCCACCCUCACCGAUGCUUCGUAAGGUUCUGUUGGAGACACAGUCCUGGUCAUUAGACGAAUUAGAGUUCUGGGCAGCAGAGGAAGGACGGCGCUGGACAUCUAGUUCAAGGGCGCCUCCGUCGGGAUCCGAGCUGCUAUCCAUCAGGGCAUUGAUCUCAGAGCCGCAUUCCGCCUGGGCAUCGAUCUUCUCGGGACCCCCAUCGGGACCGGCGGCUGUACUGGUAGUACAUCCUCGGGAUGACCCCGUUUCACUGCAGGGUUCCACGCAUGGUCCUCCGGAUGUCAUCUUCUCAGAUAACGGAGAAGGGCUGAUCCCUCCUCUGAAGUAUCAAGCAGGCUCGGCAGCAGCCUCGGCAGCAGCCUCGGCUUUAGUGGAGGUAGGGUCAACCGCGCGACGAUCGAUGAGGCGAUUGGCAAAAAGUUCUCCGCCUUCAUUACUCGUCGUCGGCGGCCUGGAGCUGUCCGAUCUGGGAGCGAACCUUCUCGUCACUUUCCCCGAAGCUUCCGUGGGCAAUUCCUCGACCACGAUGAUCACGUUCUUGUCGACUACUUCGGGCCAUCAAGAGCCAGUGCGAGUAGCGAGUGCUAGAACGGCGGGAAGCAUGGCCUUCAACCCAACGAAGACGAAACUAUACCUUGCUGACGUGGCCGAGCCUCCACGACUUCUUGCUGCGGAGAUUGCGGACACGGAGAUGUGUGUGAACACGUCAACGAGGUUCGAGAUCCUUCACACCUUCGAAGGGGAUGGAAGAUAUCCUUAUGUGAGAAACCUAUCCUUCAGUAGACAGAGCUUUUCAGGCGAUGGCAGUUGCUUGUACUUGGUAGACCCAGCGCUCAGCCAAGUGUGGGGUUUUAACCCAUUAUCGAGGGCGUUUACCUUGAUAUGGGGAUGGAUGCAUAAAGCGUCGGGGCCUGGGCCUGAUUCCGAGGCUGCUGCCGAGCCGGAGGUCUUGGGACCGGACUCCGGUCUGCUGGAUAUCGUGGCAACGGAUGACGGGUGCAAUCUCUUCUGCAUCGGUACCCCUCCGUCUCCGUCGCUUUCUGAGGUCAGCAGUUCGAACUCUAGCGGCAGCAGCAUUUACUGGGUGACGCUAGAUUCGCCGUGUGCCGCCAGCGGAAGCGUGAAGACAGUCGCCAGAGCGGAUGGCUUUGCAUUGCACGGAGUGGCACUGCAUCAAUUCGACGGCAAGUUGUUUCUCUACGUCGGAUCGAACGAUGGUCGGGUGUUCGAGCUGGAGAUCGAGUGGUCGCGACUCCACAGGUGUGCGUCGUCGUCGUCGUCGGGCAAAUCUCAUCGUCUGUCGAGGGCAGCUGUCAUCACCAUAGCCGUCCUGUCAUCGCUCGCUGCAGUUGUGGCGAUGGCGACCACGGUCAUCCUGUUCGUUGCUCACCGGAAGAAGAAAGCGUCCGACGUGCCCGGUGUAGCCGCAGCAGAGCUCCCCUCUAGGACUGCGAUCGAACCUGUCGGACGCCCGGACGUGGGCGUCUAGCUAUCCGUCAGGAGCUGAUAAGCAGAGAGGUAUGGAAGCAGGUGCCAGCGGCUUGAAGAGGCCUUCCCAGU
Chara braunii is the source of this 2479-nucleotide messenger RNA. Lineage: Eukaryota; Viridiplantae; Streptophyta; Charophyceae; Charales; Characeae. The record is from the annotation of a GenBank genome assembly.